AUGAACAUCGAUCCAUCAACAUCAUUCUACCUCAAUCUGGGAAAUGACCGCCCCAAUAUCACAUGGGAAGUCCGCUACAUGAAGGCAGGACGUCCGGAGCUUGACGAGCUCGAGUUUCUACUUCCCACCUUGCCUAACUCAUCCCGUCUCACGAAAACGAUGGUCUUCUUUGACGAUAUAACGGCAUCAAUGAAGGCACGUCGUUGGUUUCAGAAGCGCUUACCAGCAGCCUUGUACCCCCGUGUGCGGUGCUACAAUGCACGGCGAGGGGAACUGUCCAAAGGACUCGUGAUGUCGCAAUUUCUGAAGGGGGACAUCGACAUACUCCUGGCAACUGAAGCUGCGGGCAUGGGAUGCGACAUUCCUGAUGUCGCCAAGGUUGUACAAUUCAAGGCUCCAAACUCCUUGUCGACGUGGCUUCAGCGUGCCGGCCGAGCUGGAAGGAGCGCCUCAAUCCAGGCAAGGGCAGUGCUCCUCAUACAG
Molecule: messenger RNA, 483 nt
Organism: Dichomitus squalens LYAD-421 SS1
Lineage: Eukaryota; Fungi; Basidiomycota; Agaricomycetes; Polyporales; Polyporaceae
Product: P-loop containing nucleoside triphosphate hydrolase protein
Exons: 2
Biological process (GO): telomere maintenance; double-strand break repair via homologous recombination
Cellular component (GO): nucleoplasm; cytoplasm; nucleus
Molecular function (GO): four-way junction helicase activity; 3'-5' DNA helicase activity
Source: RefSeq, a predicted model, not a curated record